Molecule: messenger RNA, 995 nt
Organism: Mytilus trossulus (common blue mussel)
Lineage: Eukaryota; Metazoa; Mollusca; Bivalvia; Mytilida; Mytilidae
Product: growth arrest and DNA damage-inducible protein GADD45 gamma-like
Exons: 5
Coding region: 107-571 (154 amino acids)
Biological process (GO): regulation of cell cycle
Cellular component (GO): nucleus; cytoplasm
Source: RefSeq, a predicted model, not a curated record
AUACAGAGUCUGAACACGUUGGAUUUAACACGUAUUUAAAAUAAGGAUAUAUAUAUAUACUACUUUUAGUAUUUUAAUUCAUUUGGAAGCAACAAUUUUUGUGAAGAUGACAUUCCCUGAAAAUUUUGGAUUAGAUAUGGAUGCUCAAAGGAAUGUAAACAACAUUGGAAUGGCCCUUAAAACGAUUCUGAUGAAGGCUAAAGAAGAUGGUAGAUUAGUCUGCGGGGUCUAUGAAUGUGCUCAGAUACUUCAAGAAGUACCAGACGACAUUGCAUUAUGUCUCUUGCCUGAAGUAGUUGACACAGAUGACGUCACAGCUAACAUACAGCAUAAACUAGUGGAAGCCUAUUGUUGGGAAAACGAAAUCGAAGUUGUAAAAGUUGACAACUUCCUAAAAGUGGGGAAGAUGGUUCGUACUGACAAAACAGAAGAGGAUAAUAAAGAUGUUGGUUGUGUACUCAUACAAAACACAAAGACAGACGAGAAAACAGAUGAGAGUGCCAAUGAUUUCAUCAAUAACUACUACUCCAUGUUGGCUAACCAGACACCAGUUGUAACACUGCCAGAUUGAGGGCACAUCAUAUCAUCAUGUGAUUUAGUACCAGGAAACCAAAACCUGGAAGUUAACCUUAACUGAUAAAACCAUCAUGGAACAAAUCAAAGGUCAAAAAGAGGCAACGAGAUAUCAACGCGACUUGCUGGAUUACCGUGCCGAACACCGAGAAGCAUGCGACGCACAGUAGAACCCUGUAAACUGUUGCUCAAUCCAAAUAUGGGAUCCUUUGUUCUUCCUGUCUUCAAUCAUGAACUUUGCAUUUCUUUGUAUUCAUGGAAAGUAGUAGAAAGUUCGAACAAGUGACAUAUGCAGUUACUAUUGCGUAAUAGUCAAGACAUUUAUAGAACAUUAGUUUAAAAAUAGACAUUGGAUUUUUAUUUCACAUGUUAUAUGUCAUAGUCAUGUGUUUAUAGAUACAUAAUAAAUAAUAAAAAAAGAA